Molecule: messenger RNA, 966 nt
Organism: Rattus rattus (black rat)
Lineage: Eukaryota; Metazoa; Chordata; Mammalia; Rodentia; Muridae
Product: N-acetyllactosaminide alpha-1,3-galactosyltransferase-like 1
Exons: 5
Coding region: 1-966 (321 amino acids)
Biological process (GO): carbohydrate metabolic process
Cellular component (GO): membrane; Golgi apparatus; vesicle
Molecular function (GO): hexosyltransferase activity
Source: RefSeq, a predicted model, not a curated record
AUGCAGUAUAAAAAAGAAACACUGUUGCUAAUUCUGCUUGCUAUAUUGCUAGCACUAACUCAGCGCUACUCCAGAACAAAGGAUCACCUACAGAAGAUGUACACCUGCUGGACAGAUCAUCUGGAAGAACCUCAGCUCGAGUCCUGGUUUAAUCCAAAAAAACGUCCUGAUGUUAUAGCAACAACUGGUUGGCUCGCUCCAGUCUUAUGGGAAGGAACUUAUGACAGAGAAGUUCUAGAACAAUAUUAUAAGAGACUGAACAUCACCGUAGGCUUGGCUGUCUUUGCUACUGGAAACUUUUCAAGUGAGUCCCUGAGACGCUUCAUAAAAUCUGCCAAUAAGUACUUCAUGGUUGGCUACAAUGUUAUUUUCUACAUCUUGGCUGAUGGCACGAGCAUUCUACCAUACCUUGAGUUGGGUCCUCUUCGGACACUUAAAAUGUGGAAGCUCUCUGGAGAAGAGAUGACGUAUGAAGACAGUAAUCUCAGGAACAUGAAUAACAUGCGAUACAAAAUCAUGGAACAUAUUCAAUAUGAAGUCAACUUUCUCUUCGUGAUGACUGCGAAUCAGAUCCUCAAAAGCCACUUUGGAGUAGAAACCUUGGGCAGAUCUGUAGCUCAACUCCAUGCAUGGUGGUAUUUCAAACAGCCCAGAGAGUUCCCUUAUGAGAGAAGAAGGAAAGCCUCAGCUUUCAUUGCCUUCGAAGAAGGAGAUUUCUAUUACCACAGCGCCAUUGUUGGUGGCACGCCCCUAGACGUCUUAGAUCUCAUCGAACACUAUAUAAAGGGAAUUAUAGAUGACAGGACAAAUGAACUGGCUAGCACGUAUGAAAGACACCUAAAUAAAUACUUUUUUAUCAAAAAACCCGUUAGGGUGUUGUCACCAGAGUACAACUGGGAUCCAAGAUUUAAAACUCCUCCAGAAAUCUGGCAUGUUAAGGUAGCAUGGCAACCACGAAUCCCUUAA